Paraphaeosphaeria sporulosa is the source of this 582-nucleotide messenger RNA. RefSeq lists its product as uncharacterized. The record is from RefSeq and is a predicted model, not a curated record. The transcript has 2 exons. Lineage: Eukaryota; Fungi; Ascomycota; Dothideomycetes; Pleosporales; Didymosphaeriaceae. The coding region runs from base 140 to 385 and encodes 81 amino acids.
GGCUGCGGAAGGGUAUAUAUCAGAUCCCCCUCCUGACCACAGCCUCACCAUCCAACAAGCAAUAUCAUCCAGCUACUCAAACAGCCACGCCAUUCCCAACGCCUUUAGCUUCUUCACUGCCAUUUACCCUCUCUACACUAUGUCUGCUGGCGGCGUCUACAUCACCGACAAUUACUCCGAACCCAUGGCUCCUCAGCACAACUUCGCCAACAACUUCGACUUGGACGACCCAAACCAGGCCAUGUCCGUCUACGCUCGCAUCAUGCAUGAGCACACCAAAAAGCAACUGAAGACUGCAACAAACUCCGCUCGGCGACGAUCCGAGGGUGUCUCGCCUAGUGAGAGUACCGCCUCAUCCGAGUCUGUUCGCUCGACCGAAUCAUAAUGCUUCGGUCUCUAAUCUGCACAUCCACACUGUUGUCUGUGACACAGUUGGCACACUUCGUCCAUUGAUUGGCGAUUGUACGAACAUUUCUACAGUUUUGCAUGAACACGAGCAUGAAAGGCGUUGAACCGAAGGGGAUCCAGAGCAAUGCUCAGGGGCGGCGUCACUUGUAUAAGCCGUUUCGUAUCGAUACCAUU